UACUGUCAGUCAGCUUUCGCUUGCACCAAAAGGAGGCUGUACACUUGGCUCUGUCAGAGAACCCGUUCAAGUGUGAAACCGUGUGACGGGUGCGCUCAACACUCCGUGCGUAAUUUUUACCUGGGCUGGUCGGCGGGGACACUUUAGAAGAAAUGUAGCGCACUUUAACUAACUGACCCAAGGGACAGGACAGGGACCGGGAGCUGCACCGGGAUAUCCCCCCGGGAAUUCGCACUUUCAGUAUGUCAGAUGCAAGCAGUUUUACUCCAAUAUCGCAGGAAAUAUGAAGGGGGCACUUUUGAAGAGUAACAUCAUUCUUUUUAGAAGGGGUGGUUUAACACAAGAAAAACAUACUACAUGGACGUGUACUUUCCUUUUUUAAUUUUUUUUAAAAAGCCUACUGCUACUUCUUUGGAGCAUAUUUACACAAUGGAUUUAACGACUGUGCUUUGUGGACUGUGCUGUGGUUAAAACCGAAAUGUUGUAGGGUGUGCAAUAUUAUGGACUGUUUAACUUGAGUGGCUCAAUAUUUCAACAACAAUUGCGCGAUUAGUUCUGCUCUUCGUCCUAUCACUGCGCACGAGCUUUUCAGAUUGCGCUGACAUGAGACAUAUAGUGAGUGUUUGGAGUAGAUACUUCCAUUCCUCGUGAUUCGUCUUCUGGUGCCAGCGAAUGGGAAAGACCUAGAAAGUGUAUUUUAACACAAACCACAAUUAUGCAUGUUUAGAAUAAAUGUGUGACUGAAUUCUAACAAAGAACUGUGUUAGAAGUUGCUAUCCACUUUUUUUCGAUGGACAGUAACAUGUGACGAGGAAAUAACUUUAUCAAUCUUUUACAUGUCUUCAUCUAGCUUGUGCAUGAAGACAUGGCCCUUGCCUCAGAGUUUCUGCAAGCAAGUUGAAAGCUUCAGCCAGGGAGCACCUCUCUCCCUCGUCUUACAUAUGUUGGAAAUAACAAAUCAGUAUUUGUAUGAAUCUCUCCACUUGUCAAGGGGGAAUAGAGAACUGUCUUCCUUCAUCAUGGAACACCAAAGUCACCUGGCAAGAAGCGGAACGUAAUGGAUUAUUUUAAGUGCUUUGCUGUGUUACGCCUAACCAAACCAGGCAGUGAAAUUGGGGCACACGUGCAUUUCUUCUGAUUAAAAAAAUUUGUGUCGUCAAAGCAAGUCCAUUAAAAGACAAAAACAAUAUAAAAGCCAGUCCAACACCCCCCACACACACCCUCACACACACACACACACACUCACACACCCACACACACUCUCGGCCUCUACAGGAAACCGCUGUCAGACUGCGCUCUUGUUUCUUUGAGUUGCAGAGGGGGCAGAGUGUAGACUGUGUUUCAGGGUCCCGAGGACAUCACCCAGGGACUAGGCCUGACCUGGUUGGAGUAAAGAUAAGGACUCUGAGGCGCUGUGUGUGGAAUACCAAUGACCUCCUAUCAAUGAAGACCACCACAAAAAGUGAAUCAUACGAAGAGGAGAGGAGAGGAGAGGAGAGGUGGUCAACAUGUAGAUGGAACGAAAGUGAAGCACAUGGCAAAAUACACACCUGUUGAUUUGUAGAACAAAAGAAUUAAUUUGAAUUUCAUUUGAAUUCUCAUUAGUUGUGAUCUCAUUAGUUGUAACAAUAAGUGGAGUGUAAAAAAAACAACCAAACACAUCAAAGAGGAUGUUUGGUGAAGAGUGAGCACUGACUCCGUGCACAUUACAUAAGACAGUACAUGAAUAUGUUUAUGUUACAGGGACAAAACUUUCCCUUGAACCAGCUAUGCUUACCCUAUCCUUCUUUUGAGCCAUUGCAAGCGUAGGACAGUUUGAUAAGAUGGAACCAGACAACAGCACGCUGGACCCUUUUCUCCUGAACGGCACGGCCGAGGAGGAGAGCACAGAGGCCCCCUGGGACGAGGCCACUCUCCUGGGGCUGCAGAUCUCGCUGUCGGCGGCGUUGGCGGUGCUCACGCUGGCCACCGUGCUGUCCAACGCCUUCGUCAUCACCACCAUCUACAUGACGCGCAAGCUGCACACGCCGGCCAACUUCCUGAUCGGCUCGCUGGCCGUCACCGACCUGCUGGUGUCCAUUCUGGUCAUGCCCAUCAGCAUCCUGUACACGGUCAGCAGGACGUGGACGCUGGGUCAGAUCAUGUGCGACAUCUGGCUCUCCUCGGACAUCACCUUCUGCACGGCGUCCAUCCUGCACCUGUGCGUGAUCGCGCUGGACCGCUACUGGGCCAUCACCGACGCGCUGGAGUACACCAAGCGCCGGACGACGCGGCGCGCCUCGUUGAUGAUCGCCGUCGUCUGGGUGAUCUCCAUCUCCAUCUCCAUACCGCCGCUCUUCUGGCGGCAGGCCAAAGCGCACGAGGAGCUGCCCGAGUGCAUGGUCAACACCGACCAGAUCUCCUACACGCUCUACUCCACCUUCGGCGCCUUCUACGUGCCCACCGUGCUGCUGGUCAUCCUCUACGGGCGCAUCUACGUCGCGGCGCGCUCGCGCAUCCUCAAGUCGCCGGCCGCCUGUGGCAAGCGCUUCACCACCGCGCAGCUCAUCCAGACGUCGGCCGGCUCCUCGCUCUGCUCCCUCAACUCGGCCUCCAACCAGGAAGGGAAUGUGCACCCCAUGGCCGGGGGGCACGGAGGUGGACUGGGCGGCGGCGGCGGUGGGGGUGGAGCCGGCGGAUCGCCACUCUUCGCCAACAGCGUGAAGGUGAAGCUGGCCGACAGCGUGCUGGAGCGCAAGCGACUGUGCGCCGCCCGCGAGAAGAAGGCCACCAAGACGUUGGGCAUCAUCCUCGGCGCCUUCAUCGUCUGCUGGCUGCCCUUCUUCGUGGGCACGCUGGUCAUGGCCAUCUGCAAGGAGUGCUGGUUCCAUCCGGUGCUCUUCGACGUCUUCACCUGGCUCGGCUACCUGAACUCCCUCAUCAACCCCAUCAUCUACACCAUCUUCAACGACGAGUUCAAGCAGGCCUUCCAGAAACUCAUCAAGUUCAAAACAUGCCAUUAGCGCCCGCUCUCUAAUCAGAAUCACUCUAUGAUUAAAUAAGCUACAAAAGAUGUGUACAUGUUCUACUUGUGAAAAAGAGAAGACACAGUGAUUUUUCAUGCAGAGACCCACUGACCAGCGUGAGGAGUUUAGUGCCAUACAUGUCUUGUGUUCUCUUUGUGAAAUUGUGCAUGUGUGUUCAAGGAUGGAACUGUCUUAGUGUUUUAGGUGUCAUCAUCUGCCUUACCAAAGGGAAAGAGACACUGCUCAAAACUCUGCCAAAUAUGUGCAUAUUCAUGGACAUAAAAGAAAUAAUCUACAAAUAAGUUGGUGUUAUUAGGGUAGAUCACACACCAUGGGGAUAUUACUGAAUGGCUACACUGAACUUUCAACUGAAUGAAGCUGGGACGUCGUGCAUUAUUGGUCCAUUAUGUAAAAUGAAUGGACUCCUAGUCAUGUAAGAGAAUAUAUUAUAGAGUUUUAGUGCAACUGCAUUUUGUGUGUUUUAUGUCCAAUAGCCAGGGUGUGUAUCUGUGUACAGUACCAGCUGCAAUUCACAUUGAAAAGUACAUUCAGAAAAGUUCUGUAAAAUACUUUGGCUCCUCUAUAAAUAUGGUCUAAGAGUCA
Messenger RNA from Clupea harengus (Atlantic herring), 3608 nucleotides. RefSeq names its product 5-hydroxytryptamine receptor 1D (gene htr1d). Gene Ontology annotation, molecular function: G protein-coupled serotonin receptor activity. Lineage: Eukaryota; Metazoa; Chordata; Actinopteri; Clupeiformes; Clupeidae. Gene Ontology annotation, biological process: positive regulation of MAPK cascade; vasoconstriction; smooth muscle contraction. Gene Ontology annotation, cellular component: plasma membrane. The record is from RefSeq and is a predicted model, not a curated record.